GGGGGGGGAUGAUAAAAGAACCAGGGUCUUAGAAAACUAUUCCUUACCAGUCAAAAACACAGAAGAGCCUCGGGGUCUGAAUUCAAACAAUAAUCUUAUCAGUACCAAUAAAAACUCCAGGAAGAGAGAGGUGUGGAGUUGUUGAAGUCUUCCAGCUGAAUACCCAGGCCCCAUUAGGACUUAUCACCUUCUGCCCUGACCACUCCCAUCAGAGAGACUUUGGGAACCCAGCCAGAUAGCUUAUUAGCAGUCACCUCAUCAAAAGUGUCUCCACAACUAUCCUGGCAACCUGGGUGAAGACAGGCAGUCAAGAUAAACCUGAUGGACAACUUAUGAGACACUUAGGGUUGACAGCAGGGUGGAUGCUGGCUCACAGCUGGAAUUAGGGAGGCCGACUUCCAAGGGAAGCAGAGAAAAGUCCUUGAAAGCCAAGAGAAUGUAAGAGCCUAAAGUUAAGCUGGGCAGUGGUGGCGCAGGCCUUUAGUCUCAGCACCGGGGAGGCAGAGGUGGGUGGAUCUCUGAGUUCGUAGGCCAGCCUGGUCUACAGAGUGAGUUCCAGGACAGCCAGGGCUACACAGAGAAACCCUGUUUCUGUAACACACAAAACAAACAAAAAACAACUAAAGUCAGUGUCAGAGAGCCCAUAGAAUGGGGAACCUUCUUUUACCUGGUUCAUGUGUCCGGGCAAGCCUCCUUGAAGUGUAGAACUUAACGGUCCCUCCCCCGACUUGAAGCUCCCAAGUUACAGCCACAACUGUGCAAGCCGUUGGUGUUGGGUAUUUGCGCUCAGGCGCCAGGUACAAGCACCUGCCUGCGGUGUAGCCAGACUGUAAGGCUUAUUGGAGGCGGGGUGGGGAAGGCUAGGCAUAGGGCGGGGCCCUACGUUUUUCUCAAAGCCCUAAGUGGACCCACAGCGGCAGGAGUGCAGUGGGCGGGGCUGUGAAGCCCGGGUUCUUUUUUUCCCUUCCCAACCGCCACAGAAGUUCUGAGUGGGUGGGGCCAGUGUCCAGAACUCAGGCUCCUGGGGCACAGGUCCUUUACUAGCGGCACGCACAGGUUGUGCUACCUGGUCUUGACCUCCUGCAGCUCGUGCGGACUCGCAGGAUACAACUCUCACGCUGGGAAGGAAUGAGUCUCCCUGACGUUUCGCAGCGAAGGAGUUCUGUGCGCCAUGAUCCCUCGCUCGACUGGCCCCCGACACCCGACGCCCUGAGGCCUUCACCCUUCCCGCACCCCGCGCUACAAGCCCUCAACAGCUUGUGCCUCAUGCUGCUCUUCCCAGCCUACUGGUCUCUGGACCAGUUGCUGGGCUGCUGGGCACCAAUGGCACGAUCCAGCAGCUUGGGGUGGCUCAAAGUCCUGGCGGGAAGUGGGGCGGCGUUGCUAUCGCUGACGGUAGUUGGCCUACCCCUGGCGAUGUUUGCCCUUGUGCUCUGGCUGCCCCUACAGGUCUGCCGCCGCCCCUUCUGCUAUCUGCCCCCUCCGGCCUGCUGGGUGUGGCCACAGCCCUGGCACCCGCCUGCUGAGCGCGUGCGCUGCUUUGUCUUUUUCACUGCCAAUCUGUGCCUGCUCCCUGAUGGGCUGGCUCGCUUCAGCAACCUGUCGCACAGCCAGCAGCGUGCAGAGGCCAUUGGCGCUACACUGCUAAGUGGCCUUCGAACCUCACACUAUGGGGCUACCGGAUGCAGCCAGCCGCUGUCUGAGGUGCCUGGUGGUGUGCUGAGGGCCACAAUACCCACGGGUUUGGACUUCGUGUGCCUGCAGGAAGUGUUCGAUCUCCGCGCAGCUCGUCGUCUUGUGCGCGCCUUGGGGCCAAAUCUGGGCCCAGUGCUAUACGAUGUGGGCACAUUUGGCUUACUGCCCGGGCCGUACUUCAAGGUACUGGGCAGUGGGCUUCUACUAGCCUCGCGCUACCCGCUGCUGCGUGCCACCUUCCGUUGCUUUCCAGAUGCUCGUCGCGAGGACGCCAUGGCCUCUAAAGGUCUACUAUCUGCCCAGGCACAACUGGGCAUCCUGGACGGGCGCCGUAUCGUGGGAUACCUUCAUUGCACACACUUGCAGGCACCCACUGAAGACGGGCAUGUUCGCUGCAAACAGAUGACGCUGCUGCUGGAAUGGGUGGAGGAGUUUGAGGCUGAGAGCCGCCACAUUGGUGAGGUUGUGGCCUUCAGCGUCCUCCUAGGAGACCUAAACUUUGACAACAGCUCACGAGGUGAGGAACUGGCGCGGGUGGAGCGCAGAGACCCAGCUCUGCCUGCUGAGAAACGGUUUUCCUCUACAGAUCACGCAAAGGAGCAGGGGCACAAACUCUUCAGCUGCUUCCAGGACCCCUGCCGGCUAGGCACCCGCCAGGAGCAGCCCUGGGCCUUGGGGACGAUUUUGAGCACUUCCAUGCUACACCAUGCCAUUGCCAGCUCCCCAGAGAUGCUUCGGAGGGCCCUGGAGCAGGAAAAAGGGCGCCGCCUCUACCUGGCAGGAAGUAGAAGUCACUCCAGUAAAUCCUGGCGGGGCCGGCGCCUGGACUAUAUCACCUACCGCGGAAUACCCGGGAGUCGCCUGAUUCCAACCGCUGAAGAUCACAUGACUCCUGAUGAGAAGCAAGUACUGCCCUAUGCAAGGCCUGCUCUUGCAGCAUGGAGUAUAAUUUCAGAGCCAAGGCCACACUGCUCACCCCACCACCCGCGAGAAUCCUGCCCUUCCCCUUGGCACACACUUGCCAGGUUACCACACGUAACAAGAGCCAAUGCUACCCUACUCGUCUGUACUUCGGCCUGGUAUGCACCCCCACCCCCAUGUCCUACAUCAUGUAUGCCACCAUAUCACACACGCGCUACAAGGAGGACAGCGGUGUCCACUCACCAGCGAUGCUCAUGAAGCGGUGUGAAAAGAUAGACAGCUGGAUGGGGUCCAGUUUGGUGCCCGCCAUGCUGGGAGCCUCAGCUCCCACAGAAAUGCGGAUGUCCCCUGUCUCAGUCACCUCUGCUUGGCAACCUGGUUCUACGAGGAUGGUGCUGGGGGCAGGGGACACAGAGGAGCUACAAGAAGGCUGGCCAGGGAUGCCACUGCUCCAUGCCAGGAGAUACCCCAGUGAUGGAACCUCUGCAGCCCUGAGCCAAGGGAUCUGCUGUGAAGGGUCCUGCAAUACCCCCUCCAAGGCUAAGCCAUCCCAGGCUUACCUGUUGUUGUCGAUGAUAAGGCAGGGCCCCUGGAGCUGGUGCCCAUAGCCCAGCUCUCCUAAAAGGUACACGGGGGUCUCCUGAUAACCCCCCUCAAAGUAGCACUGGGUCACCUGCAGAGGGUGUGGAAUGAGCUAGGCUCCUAGAUCAUCCUUCCUGAGGCCCUCAACAUGGCUGGGCCUCCCCAUCAGCACUUGUCCCCAGGUCCUGAGGAUGUAGGUGGACCCGCACAGCAAAGCCUCCAACCUUGUCCACCCGCGGAGGUCCACUCUGGGCUUUGCGGGUGUCCUCCAGCCGAAGUCCACUCCGGCCAGUUCCCCUCACUCGCACAUCGUCUACCACCACCGGCCGCUCAGGAAUGAUGAAGCCAAACUCUCUCAUGUACCUGAACCCACCCAUCCAAGGGAGCAAUCAGAACGAGGCAACCGGACCAGCAGGCCACACGCUGGACUCACAGAACGGCACAUAUACCUCUCCACAAAGGCUGCUCCAAAGUCGCCAGCACGGGGUGAGCGGGCUGUGGCCGGAUGCUGAUGGGCAGACACCAUCAGGGCACAGUCGGUGCCUUGGUAACGAAGAUGCAGGAAGCCUUCAGUGCUGAUCUGAGACCUGCAGGAUGCAGGUUGGGCUACUCACCCAGUGCCUUCUGAGGAUGCCUGCCCUGCUUCCUCAGGCACUCUGAGCCCAUUGUCCUGAAGACCCAGGAACAUCUGGUAAGACAUCCAGCGGUACACCACCAAACGGGUGGUAGAGAUAAUGCCAGCCCUGUGUUCAGUGGUCCAUGAGUCUACCUAGGGAAGCCCUGGGCCCGCAAGGCAUCCACACACUGCUCCUCCAGGCGGCUCAGUCUCUGGUCCAGUUGCAUAAAGGUUUCGGGUGUGUAAGACAGGGAACAGGGCUCCUGGGCUUCGUGAACCACAUCUGCCAAGGCCAGCCCCAGUGCCGACAGCAGCCCACUGUGCCUGCAGAAAUGGGUGGCAAGGAAGUGUGGGGACACUCUCCAAAGUCACCUCCCCCAGCCAAGGGCAUAUGCGCCCAUGCAGACCCACCUGUGAAUAUGUACAGUGUCCAUACCCAGGGCCCGGGCUAUGGCACAAGCGUGCUGCCCACCAGCUCCUCCGAAGCAGGCCAGCACGUGGGCUGAGGGGUCAUGGCCUCGUGCCUGGUGAUCCAGGAAGGUCAGUAAAUAGUCUUUCCUACCUGGGACAGCACCCCCACCCGAUCCCAUUUCUGUUGGUCUGAGAGAGUGUGGGAGCAGGGCCAGGACAGACAGGUGGUGGUGGGACA
This is a messenger RNA of Peromyscus eremicus (cactus mouse), 4463 nucleotides long. Its product is annotated as sphingomyelin phosphodiesterase 5-like. Bases 1129 to 2874 code for a protein of 581 amino acids. The transcript has 6 exons. NCBI's taxonomy places the organism in Eukaryota, Metazoa, Chordata, Mammalia, Rodentia, Cricetidae. Gene Ontology annotation, biological process: sphingomyelin metabolic process. Gene Ontology annotation, molecular function: sphingomyelin phosphodiesterase activity. Gene Ontology annotation, cellular component: cytoplasm; extracellular region. The record is from RefSeq and is a predicted model, not a curated record.